CAACCUAGCUAAAAUGGGAAAGAUAAUUUUUUAUGAGGACAGGGACUUCCAGGGACGUUCAUAUGAGUGUAACUCCGACUGCUCAGAUCUUCACUGUUACUUCAAUUACUGCAACUCUGUUCGUGUUGAGAAUGGCGACUGGAUUCUUUAUGAGCACCCUAACUACACAGGACAUCAAUACUUUCUACGAAAAGGGGAAUACCCUGAUUUCCAGAGAUGGUUUGGAUACAACGAUCAAAUCCGCUCUUGUCGAGUGAUCAAUCAGUACCAGGACAAAUUCAGGAUCAGGAUCUAUGAAAGAGAAAAUUUCCGAGGUAAAACGAUGGAAUUUACUGAUGACUGUCCCAAUGUCUUCAUAUUAUUCCACUUCCGUGAUAUCCAUUCCUGCAAUGUUCUUGAAGGGCAUUGGAUUUUCUAUGAACAACAAGAUUUUAGAGGACGCCAAUAUUACUUAAAACCUAAAGAAUAUAAAAGAUGCACAGACUGGGGAGCUCUAACACCAAGAGUUGGUUCUCUCAGAAGAGUGCAAGAAUUAAAUCAAGAUGAUUAAACUUACUUUUAAUGUUUUAUCUCUAAAUAAUAAAGCUCCUAGUGAAACUAAA
This is a messenger RNA of Spea bombifrons (plains spadefoot toad), 602 nucleotides long. RefSeq names its product gamma-crystallin 1-like. Bases 14 to 550 code for a protein of 178 amino acids. The transcript is spliced from 3 exons. Lineage: Eukaryota; Metazoa; Chordata; Amphibia; Anura; Pelobatidae. Gene Ontology annotation, biological process: visual perception; lens development in camera-type eye. The record is from RefSeq and is a predicted model, not a curated record. Gene Ontology annotation, molecular function: structural constituent of eye lens.